GUAAGGUGAUUCGACGUCAGUGUUAUAAAAGAUGAAAAUAAUCUUAGCCAGUGUAAUCAGCGGUCUAAAUAUUUAUAUUUUCAUAUUGAAACUGGACACUAUAUUCACGACUCAAAAAGAAUUCAAUCGUUUCUUUGUUACGUUGGUUUUAGGACUUUUUAAAGGAAAAGUGGCACUUCCACCAAUAAAAAAACUUCAGUUUUAUUUUCAAUUUCGUUUCACUAAAAUGCUACAAAUGCUAAAUACUAGACAUUAUAAAAAGAGUGAAUAAAAACUUUUAUKUUUUAUAAAAAUUGCUUUAUCCCUUCAUUUAGGGAGGGCAGGGGUCAGCAACAGGAAAGGAAGUACCGUACUCUUCCCAAUAACCCCAAAUUAGCAUUACUAUUACUAUUACUAAUUCCUAUUACUAUCGGUUCCCGGAAGGCGGGAAAGUCUGUUAGCGUCUAACAAGAAAUGCAAUCCACUAAAAAUAACCAAGUUGCCAAUAUAAACUGACAUCACGUGUUUACGCCGCUUCUCAGAAAUGGCUUUGGAAAGCUUCCAAUACAAUAACACUGACAUUGUAACACACAAUGCGCAAGUAACACAAUGGAGAAGGAGAGUSCACCAAAACGGAGCUGCAUCUUCUUGCCUUGCUGUGUUCGCAUCUUGCUUACAUUGUUACUGAUAGUUUCAGUAUCGAUGAAUGCCGUUGUGAUGUGGCAAAUUAAUGUACUCCAACAYGAGUUUCUWCACCAGGAAGUCACAAUUCGCAAUCUGCAGUCUUCUAAGAACAAUGGAACGUCGACUGAAUCGAAGAAUCGACGYGAUUUGGARUCAYUGCAGAGGAAAAUCGACCAGCUUUCAGCUAAGCCGAUAGGCACCUAURUGAUAAGCGAAAGCAUUCAUUUGGUUGGUGACCAGAAGAAGUUUCCACUGAAAGCGUUUGAUCAGAAAGUCAAGUCAUGGGUGGUCAAUCACAGACAGGGUACCAUUGGCUACGUGGACAAAGAUGGCGCCAUUGUGAUCAGUGUUCCAGGAACGUACUACAUUUAUUGUCAAAUGCAUUACUACAACGAGAAAGAACACUUAACGGGUCAYWUCACYUACAUCAACGACAUUAAGAUUUUGGAAAGCAUYGUUGGGAUUUCCAACGGCUCAUUCAGCAAACACUUCACCAAGCAACAUGGCGGCUUGUUCCGAGUUGACCGGAAUGACAGAAUCCAAGUCCGUUUACCCUUCUCACAUAACUCGUACAAAUUCACCAGGAUUUCGAGUUACUUCGGAGCCUUCCGAGUAGGUCCUUAGGUAACAAAAGCAGAUUUAAAGGCCCACUUCCAMCCAAGAACCUUUGCGAGCGUUGGUUUCUUUUGAAAACGUUGUUGUUUUGAAAAUUGUGUUUAAAUUGUAUCAAAAUAUAUAUCUAGAUACAGCAAUUUCAGAAAACGUUGAACUGGCUGGAGAAUUUUCAUGACUUUACACUGAAUAUACCAUCCCCGCACAGUCAAAAACUUCAAUGGAAAGCAAUUAGUUUGGAAUUGUCACUUUGUUUACGUAGCUAGCGUGGAGUUUACUAGUAACAAUGCAUUGCGGCCUUGGAAUUCACUAUAUAUUCAGAAUUUCAACGUUUUCUGAAAUAGCUGUUUUGUGUUGGAACACGAGAUGACUGUCCUCCCAAAAACGGGAAAGUUUAACAUGAUCAUCCAUGAAUUCUCUAAGAGAGCGAUUUUCCAUUGUGAACAUAAACGCGCAAAGGUUGUCGGGUGCAAGUGGCCCUUUAAUGACAAUUUAAUGACAGUUUUUUGCGUAAUUGCCUUUUACUGAAUUUACAGAAAUUAAUCAAACCUCGAACGAUACUGAAUUCUCGCCUAUUGACGAGAUAAUAUCGGUAAUAAUAGCGGUAAAUCCCACUAUAUUCAAUCUGAUGUAAAAAGUAGAGUUCACUCAAACAUUACUGUACACACGUGUUUGUAAAGCAGAGAUAUUGUAAAUACUUUAUUUUUAAAGCUCGCAAGGAAAUGAAAUGUAGCAAUGAUAUCCAGUAUAUCGGCUGUGAUUUUUGAAAAAAAAGUCAUUUAAAAGGA
Molecule: messenger RNA, 2063 nt
Organism: Exaiptasia diaphana
Lineage: Eukaryota; Metazoa; Cnidaria; Anthozoa; Actiniaria; Aiptasiidae
Exons: 3
Coding region: 589-1287 (232 amino acids)
Biological process (GO): immune response
Cellular component (GO): membrane
Molecular function (GO): receptor ligand activity; tumor necrosis factor receptor binding
Source: RefSeq, a predicted model, not a curated record